AUGUCUUCUCAUGAAAAAGCCCCAGACCAGCUGGCGCUAAACCAGUCAAUGGGCUCUCCUCCAAUGUCUCCGUACCCUGAGCAGCCACGAUUGUUGAAAUUGAUCUCCGUCGCUUUCAAAGAAGCGGCUUUAGAUAGUCCGACGUUCCGUGCAAACGUUAACCAUUUGAACCAUUUGAUUGAGCAGUGUGAACAGUGGAUUGAUGGGUUGUUGAAGUUCAUCAAGAAGUUCCCGCAAUAUUACAAUGAUUUCAAAGACUUCUUGCAUAUUUCUGUCGAUCAAUUGAGUCCCGGGUUCUUAAACGAUGGUAUAAUUGAUCAAGAUUACACAUUGUCAGCGUUGACAUUCACCAAGAAGGGGUUAUCCACUUUAUGGUCGGAUUCUCUCAAGUUAUUCCGGGUCAACGACUCUGAAUUGGUGUUAUUGUUGACUCAGGCAAAGAACGAUAUCAAAACUUACAAAGAAUACCGCAAGAGUUUUGAAGUGUCGCAAAGCAAGUACGACUUGUACUUAUCUAGAUACUCUGCGCAAUCAAAAACCAAAGAGCCAAGUGCUUUGAGAGAAGACGCUUUUCAGUUAUCAGAAGUCCGCAAAUCAUAUAUUCAUAUUUCUCUCGAGCUCUGUAUAGCGUUAUCAAAUAUUCAAAAAUCGUUGGAUUCUACUUUGGUAUCGGUAGCUUCGAAUUUUUGGAAAGAUAUUGAUAUGUCUAUGGCCGCCAGUAACCCUUACAAUUUGUAUUUGUAUAACCAAUUGGAAAAAAUUAAAUCUUGGGCCAAAGCGUGUGAUUUUUCAUUGAGGAUUUUAUCAAAGGAUAUGCUUACUGCCAGAAAACAAAUUGAAGAAAGCGCGAUCCAACAAUUUACACCAUCUAGAGAUUUGAAUGAUCACAACCCAAUCUUAAUUAAUCCAGGCACUCUUUUGGACUUGAAGGAACCGGUUUAUGAAAAGCAUGGUUGGUUAUUUAUGAAGACGUCUGUCGGGAAGCCAGCUAGACAAAUCUGGGUUAGAAGAUGGGCGUUUGUUAAGAAUGGGAUGUUUGGGUUAUUGAACCUUUCACCUUCGAAGACUUUUGUUCAAGAAACCGACAAGAUCGGGGUGUUAUUAUGUAAUGUUAGAUACUCCCCUAAUGAAGACCGGAGAUUUUGUUUUGAAAUAAAGACCAUCGAUACUACAAUUAUUCUUCAAGCAGAAACCUUGAACGAGUUGAAAUACUGGUUGAAAGUAUUUGCCACUGAAAAGAAGAGAUCAAUUGAACAAGUCGAUAAGAAGAAAAAAGAGUCUUCGGCAUUUGCAAGAUACCCUCCAUUAUUGAGUGAAUUUGCAUCAACUGCCACAACUACCUGUGAUUUUGAAAUGACCAGUGGGAAAGUUGAAAACACCAAUAACGGGAAUAAUGCUUUCAAUAACGGCUCCACAAAUAAUAUUAUCACCUCUAAUAAUUUAUCAAAGUUGAUGAAUUCUUUUAAUAAGUCCUCUAACCCAGAGUUCACCGAUUAUGUGCCAGAAAAUUCCACAGACGUCCAAUUUUCAAAAGAUGGGGUUUUUCAAGAACCAGUUCUUAACACCCCUAUCUCUACCAGAUUGACAAAAGCAGCCAUCAUAUCUAAUACAUUUCUUUCACCAUCAUCAAUUCCUAAUGCCAUUAAUGCAAAUAUUUGGGGCACCGUUAAUUGGGGCAUGUAUUACUUGGUCAGUUCCGAAGCAAGAGCCAAAGGUAAUAACGACUCAUCUAGUCAGAGGCUAUUGGUGUCUCAAUUAGAUGUCGAUAGCGUUGAUAAGUUUGCCGGGAAAGUUUACCCUUCAUUUUAUCCGAAAAACAUGAUCAAUUAUGAUAUUCAAAUGCGGGCGAUUUUUGAAACCGCUUUACAAAAAAACGAAAGAUGUUUGUUGUCAUUUAGAUGUAUUUGGUCGCCUAACCUGAAACAAGAGCUAUCCGGUAGAUGUUUCGUCACCAUGGAUAAUAUUUAUUUCUACAUGAACAGCAUGGGGUUUGUAUCGUUAUUGAUGAAAGAUUUGAACGAUUUGGUGUCGGUUGAAACCCAUUAUAAGAAGAAUUGGGAUAUAUUGAAAGUAUAUGCUAUUGAUGGCUUAAAUAUGAGAGCAAAAAUUUUCCUUGAUGACGCCAAAUUGAUUGAGAAAAAAUUAGAGGUUUUAAUCAACAACAAGACUGCGGUUAAACCUUUAGGUUUCAAAGAGUUGGUCGGCAAAAUGGAGGCCCUUGAAGCAGAAAGAGAGAUUGAAGAUUCAGGCAAAACCAUCAAUAAUGAGACCGUUAAUCCUUCACCAAAUGGGAUUGCUUUGAAGGAACCGGGGAUCUUGAUGAAUAACGAUGAUCCUAAUUCGAAAGCUACUACCGACAAGGAAGUGGUUGUUCCAUCGUUAUACAGCAUCAAGAAUGUUGCUGAUGUUAAGACAUUUAAGAAUGAUUAUUCCAAUGAGUAUGAUAGAUUGCUUUGUGCUGCCGAAAUCAAUUUGCCAGCCAAGGCAUUAUUCCAUGUGUUGUUUGGUGAUAAUUCCAAGAUUUUCAAAGAAGUUUUCACGUUGAUUGUGUCUAACCAAAGUGAUGGGUAUGUUCAAUUGCCAUGGAAAAUCACCAAAGAGAAUAACAAACUUCAACGGAAGCUUCUUUUCAAACUAUCGACAAACAGUAAAAACUCAUUGUUGAAGGACAAAAUUCUCAUUGAUAGUACUUAUAAUGGGAUUGUUUUGGGUCAAAUGAGCGAAGUGCAAACCAUUGAUGAAUUGGUGGAUAAUCAAUAUUAUAACAUUAAUACCCAAAGAAGUUCUUUAGAACUACCAUUGGGAGCACCGUUCGAACUGAGAGGAAGGAUCAUCAUUCAAGCCAUCGACUCGGAGAAUUGUAAGUUGAAAAUUUAUUCAAAGUUUUUGUUUUCCAGGCUUUCGCCUUCCAAUUAUUUGAUAUCCAAUAUUUACGGCUCUUUAUUCAAGGACGAAGCCAGAAAAAUCGUGGUCAAAAUUCAGAAAAGUGUGGCACAAAUUGGGACAUAUGGGAAAACCAACAAAACUAUCAAAUUGUACGGUCAAUUGGGGACGAAAAUCCAUCAUGAUAAUGAUGAAGAUAAAGAGAAAUAUCUAAACGAGGAUUAUAGUAUUGCUGAUGAAGAUAACAUCAAGUUUGGCUUUUUAUUAUUCUCCAAGAUCUUCUUGAAGGUUACCACAAUUAGAAUCUUCAAUUUCUUGUAUUUGGUGUCAUCGUUUAUUUUCAGAGGAAUCAACAAAUUUUUUAUGUCGUUGAGCAUGAACAAGUUCUUGAUAUUGUUAUUAAUGAUAUCAUCAAUUUUCAAUGUUUAUUUGAGCGGUAAGGCAGGGGUAUCUUAUUGGAUUUCUAAGAGUACCGAAAAAAUGAUCAAUGAUUAUACCAAGAUGGCGUCUAACAACAUCAACAAUCAUCAGAAUGGCAAACUCAAUGGAUAUUCGAAUCACAAUGGCGGUUUUAUGCAAAGAGCAAUUUACUUGAAAGAUAUUGAGGAAAUGAUUGAAAAGGGCAAAGAAUUGUCAAUUAAUUCCAGCUCGAAAUGUUUCAAAGAAUUCAAGAACGAUUCAUUUGUGUUGAAUUUCGAAAAAAGCUCCCUCCAAAAGCAUUUCUUACGCAAACAGUACGGGAAUAUUGCGUCUUUGCAAGCUGCGCAAAAGUUGCAAAACACUUUACAAGAAAUCGGGGUGAGAAGAAAUGAAUUAUUGAUUGAUUUGAAAGUGUUGGAGAAAGUAGAAAAGGAAAUUGCCAUCGGGGAAUGGAAAAAUUGGUUAUUGAACGAGAAUCACCAAUGUGAUUUUGUCAAGGAAGAAAUUAUUGCAAAAGUGUUAGACUCUCAGGAAAACUCUGGUAAAAUUUCGGAAGCCGUGAUAUUUGGAGGCGAUAAUAGGCUUGACAUUGAUGGUAUUUUGCCUGGUGCAUCCGAGUUGCUUUCUUAUUGUGAUAGUUGUAAAGCUGAACUUGCAAACUCUUAUUUGCUUUGA
Molecule: messenger RNA, 3978 nt
Organism: Saccharomycopsis crataegensis
Lineage: Eukaryota; Fungi; Ascomycota; Saccharomycetes; Ascoideales; Saccharomycopsidaceae
Product: Sip3 protein
Exons: 1
Coding region: 1-3978 (1325 amino acids)
Cellular component (GO): cytoplasm; plasma membrane; endoplasmic reticulum
Molecular function (GO): protein binding
Source: RefSeq, a predicted model, not a curated record